Molecule: messenger RNA, 1536 nt
Organism: Colletotrichum spaethianum
Lineage: Eukaryota; Fungi; Ascomycota; Sordariomycetes; Glomerellales; Glomerellaceae
Exons: 1
Coding region: 1-1536 (511 amino acids)
Biological process (GO): sphingosine biosynthetic process
Cellular component (GO): cytoplasm; intracellular membrane-bounded organelle; membrane
Source: RefSeq, a predicted model, not a curated record
AUGGCGAUCCUAGACGUCGCCGAGCCGCUGGGCUUUGAGCCCCGCGACCACGGCCUCGUGCCCCGCCGCGCCCACGACGCCGCCUUUGUCGACGGCAAGCUGACCUUCACCUCCCAGCGCGGCACCGAGUCCGUCCGCCCGGAGGAGGUUGUCUUCGUCAUCCCCGCCCACAGAGACCUCGCCUCGAGCCCCAUCAUCUGCGCUCUCAGAGAGGACCCCGAGGCCAAGGAGUUCCCUUAUCAGCUCGAUAUCCUCUUCGUCGAGGGCGACUUGCCCGCCGAGCUCACCGACGGCCUCUUGCUCUCGCAGUUCCCGGGGCACCUCAGCCCGAAGCCGGGCAGCCAUGAGGUGCACUUUGUUGUGUCUACCAAGUCGGGCCUGGGCCACGCACCAAAGUUUUGGGAGGGCGUCGUCCAGCCCUUGGUCCUCCUUGCUGGUCAGAAAACGUCCGGCGGCCAGUCUUUGACUUUUACUUCAGAACCACCCACCCGGCAUGGAGAUGAUGGCAAGCCCAGAUACAACCUCCUGGUGACCACGGAUGCAGACAGCGUCCGCACCUUUGCGAAAGAGAGGUGGGCCGCGAGACAGCAAAUCUCGUCGAGCGAGGCCUCCCCUGCCAGGACAGAGACCAUUAUUCUCCUGAGCGGCGACGGAGGCGUCGUCGAUCUCCUCAACGGAUGCGAGGAGACGGACUCCACAACCGCGCUGCCGACCCUCGCCCUCCUGCCGCUGGGCACCGGCAACGCCGCCUUCCACUCCCUUCACAAGCCGCUGUACACCGAGACGGGCCCCUCGCACAUGGUCCUCGGCCUCCGCACCCUCUUCUUCGGCGUCCCGGCCCCGCUCCCGGCCUUCCGCGCCUCCUUCUCUCCGGGUUCCAGGCUGGUCUCCUACACGGCGGACCCGGGCGCCCACGCCCCCGAGGACGUGUCCCGCCACGACACGAGCGUGGACCACCUCUUUGGCGCCAUCGUCGCCAGCUACGGCUUCCACGCGCAGCUCGUCUGGGAGAGCGACACGCCCGAGUACCGCAAGCACGGCGACAAGCGGUUCGGCAUGGUGGCCCAGGAGCUGCUAAAGGAAAGCCACGCCUACGCCGCCAAGGUGGAGGUGCGCGGGCCGGACGGCGUCACGCGGGCCGUCGAGAGGGAAAAGUUCGCCUACGCGCUCGCGGCGCUCGUGUCGAACCUGGAGAAGACGUUCACCAUCUCCCCCGGCAGCGGGCCGCUGCAGGGCCGGCUGAAGCUGGUGCAUUUCGGCGCCGUCGGCGGGGAGAAGACGAUGGAGAUCAUGAUGGCGGCGUACAAGCAGGGCUCGCACGUCGGCAUGCGCUGGACGGACGCCGAGGGCAAGGAGGACUACCUCGGGUACGAGGACGCCGAGGAGGUGCGGGUGACGACCGGGGAGAGCGAUCCGCGGUGGAGGAAGGUCUGCAUCGACGGGACGAUUGUCGAGAUUCCCGAGGGCGGGUGGAUGGCUGUGUCCAAGCUGGAGAGGCCGCUGUUCAGGGUCCUUGCUGAGCGGUCGAUAUUGUAG